This is a messenger RNA of Zea mays, 1816 nucleotides long. Its product is annotated as BES transcription factor. Gene Ontology annotation, molecular function: DNA-binding transcription factor activity. NCBI's taxonomy places the organism in Eukaryota, Viridiplantae, Streptophyta, Magnoliopsida, Poales, Poaceae. Gene Ontology annotation, biological process: DNA-templated transcription; brassinosteroid mediated signaling pathway. The record is from RefSeq and is marked provisional.
CACAGCUCCGCCAGCCUCGGCCACGGCCAGCCUCGCUCCUCACUCACUCCCCCAGCCAGCGUUACAAUAGGAAGGAGGGAGGAGCAACCUAGCGGCAGCCACAGCAGCAGCGUAGCUGUAGCCACAGCAGAGCAGCGGCGGCUGCGUUCAGACGACCACUACUUGUUCCUCCUCCUCCUCCUGCUCCUUCCCCCAAAUUCCACCCCCCUCAAAUAAUAAACAAAUCAAAGCAAGCGAGGAGGUGAGCAGCGUCCGCAAGGGAACAGGGACCGCGGGGGUUGCAGGCUUGCAGCCGUGGGGGAGGGGAGCAGAUCCGCGAGAUCCGGCGCGCCGCCGAUGACGAGCGGCGCCGGGGGAGCCGCGGCCGGGAUCGGGGGCACCAGGGUGCCCACGUGGAGGGAGCGCGAGAACAACCGCCGCAGGGAGCGCCGGCGCCGCGCGAUCGCCGCCAAGAUCUUCGCCGGCCUCAGGGCCUACGGCAACUACAACCUGCCCAAGCACUGCGACAACAACGAGGUGCUCAAGGCGCUCUGCAACGAGGCCGGCUGGACCGUCGAGCCCGACGGCACCACCUACCGCAAGGGAUGUAAACCUCUGGCAACAGAGCGUCCAGAUCCAAUUGGGAGGUCUGCAUCACCAAGCCCCUGCUCUUCAUAUCAACCAAGUCCGCGAGCCUCAUACAACCCAAGCGCGGCAUCCUCCUCGUUCCCAAGCUCUGGGUCCUCCUCCCACAUUACUCUUGGCGGGAGCAACUUCAUGGGAGGCGUCGAGGGCAGCUCCCUUAUCCCGUGGCUAAAGAACCUCUCGUCGAGCUCCUCGUUCGCCUCCUCCUCCAAGUUCCCGCAGCUUCACCACCUCUACUUCAACGGCGGUUCCAUCAGCGCGCCGGUGACGCCUCCAUCCAGCUCUCCAACCCGCACGCCUCGCAUCAAGACUGACUGGGAGAACCCGAGUGUUCAGCCACCGUGGGCUGGGGCGAACUACGCGUCUCUUCCCAACUCCCAGCCGCCGAGCCCUGGGCACCAGGUUGCUCCGGACCCGGCGUGGCUAGCCGGGUUCCAGAUUUCGUCUGCUGGCCCUUCGUCUCCAACUUACAGCCUUGUGGCUCCGAAUCCGUUUGGUAUCUUCAAGGAGACCAUCGUCAGCACCUCAAGAAUGUGCACCCCUGGGCAGAGUGGAACGUGCUCUCCUGUAAUGGGCGGUGCGCCGAUCCAUCACGAUGUCCAGAUGGCUGAUGGUGCCCCAGAUGACUUCGCCUUCGGGAGCAGCAGCAACGGCAACAACGAGUCGCCUGGUCUCGUGAAGGCAUGGGAGGGGGAACGGAUACACGAGGAGUGCGCCUCGGACGAGCAUGAGCUGGAGCUCACCCUUGGGAGCUCAAAGACUCGUGCAGAUCCUUCCUGAUCAUGCUGCAAGAGACAAGUCUUCACCUGUUUUUUUUUUUUACUUUCAUCUUUAUUCGGACGGUGCUCCUCUGCUUUAUGAGUUCAAUGUUUGUAGAAAGAGGGAAGGGAUUCAGAGACCUUAUCCUGCUCCUCUGGAGAUGAUAUCCAUCCUCUUUCAAGGAUAUGAACUUUAUUCUAGCUUAAGCAAAUUGUUAACUUAUUUAUUUCAUUUUUUCUUCAUAUCCUUUUUUUUUGUCUCCCUCAAGAAACGAAAAGGAAAAAAAUGCAAGGGAAAAGAGUGCUUGCAGGAACCUUUUAGACAAGUCGCAGAACUUGUCAUCUGUCAGCAGUAGCUGAGAUUCCUGUGGCAUUCCUGUGGCCUUGUAAAAAUUAGCUCCAGUUGUCAUUGAUAUGACUAUUAUCGUUGUACU